Molecule: messenger RNA, 3444 nt
Organism: Neltuma alba
Lineage: Eukaryota; Viridiplantae; Streptophyta; Magnoliopsida; Fabales; Fabaceae
Exons: 19
Coding region: 1-3099 (1032 amino acids)
Source: RefSeq, a predicted model, not a curated record
AUGAGUGUGAUCUCUCGGAAUAUUUGGCCUGUGUGCGGAAGCUUAUGCUUCUUCUGCCCUGCUUUGCGCGAGAGAUCAAGACACCCUAUUAAGCGUUAUAAGAAGUUGCUUGCCGAUAUAUUCCCUCGCUCUCAGGAAGAAGAACCGAAUGAUCGAAUGAUUGGCAAGCUAUGUGAAUAUGCCUCCAGAAAUCCUCUCCGUGUUCCGAAGAUAACCACCUACCUUGAGCAAAGGUGUUAUAAGGAAUUGAGAAAUGAGAACAUCCAUUGUGUAAAAGUUGUCAUUUGUAUCUACAGGAGAUUGCUGGUUUCUUGUAAGGAGCAAAUGCCAUUGUUUGCAAGUAGCUUGCUUGGCAUCAUACAAAUUCUUCUUGAUCAAGCACGGCAUAAUGAAGUGCAAACGUUAGGGUGCCAAACUCUCUUUGACUUUGUGAACAAUCAGAGAGAUGGUACCUAUAUGUUAAAUCUAGAUGGAUUAGUUUCCAAACUUUGUCUUCUAGCUCAAGAAGCGGGUGACGAAGAAAAAGUACAACAUUUGCGUGCUUCUGGCAUACAGGCUCUUUCGUCAAUGGUUUGGUUCAUGGGUGAAUUUUCACAUAUUUCAGCUGAAUUUGACAAUGUUGUUUCAGUUGUGUUGGAAAAUUAUGGCGACGUUGAGAAAGAUUCUGAAAAUAUGCAAAUGACAAGGAUUACUUCUUGGAGAAUGGUGGUGAAUGAGAAAGGACAAGUUAAUGUGCCUGUGGAAGAUGUUGUAAACCCUCGGUUUUGGUCAAGGGUUUGCCUGCGUAAUAUGGCGAAGUUAGCCAAAGAGGCAACAACUGUACGGCGUGUUUUGGAAUCCUUGUUCCGCUAUUUUGAUAGUGCUAAUCUCUGGUCUCCACAACACGGGCUUGCUCUUUCAGUGUUGCUGGAAAUGCAGUUAAUAAUUGAAAACUUGGGGCAGAAUACACACUUUCUAUUGUCCAUUUUGGUCAAACACCUUGAUCACAAGAAUGUGUUAAAGGACCCUAAUAUGCAGCUCGACAUUGUUGAUGUUAUCACCCAGCUUGCUAAACAGACAAAGGUUCAGCAAUCUGUGGCUAUAAUUGGUGCACUGAGUGACAUGAUGAGACACCUACGGAAAAGCAUACAUUGCUCUCUUGACGAUUCAAACCUAGGGGCCGAAGUUAUCCAAUGGAACCAAAAGUACCGACAAGCAGUAGAUGAAUGCCUGGCGCAGUUAUCACUCAAGAUUGGAGAUGCAGGUCCUGUUCUUGAUAUGAUGGCCGUAUUGUUGGAAAAUAUGUCUAACAUCACCGUAAUGGCCAGAACCUUGAUUUCUGCAGUUUAUAGAACGGCUCAAAUAGCAGCUUCAAUACCAAAUCUGCAAUACCAGAACAAGGCAUUUCCUGAGGCAUUAUUUCAUCAGUUACUCCUGGCAAUGGUACAUCCAGACCACGAAACCAGGGUCGGGGCACACCGCAUAUUUUCUGUUGUUCUUGUGCCAUCAUCAGUGUGUCCUCAACCUUCUUCUCUUGUCCCCUCCCCAGUAAAGGCAGCUCAUGCUAAUGUUCCAAGGACACUAUCCAGAAAUGUAUCUGUAUUUUCUUCUUCAGCCGCGCUAUUUCAGAAAAUGGAUAGGAAGAAACCAGUUUUUCCAGAAGAUAGCCAUAACAGAACCGCGGUUGAUGGGGCUGCAAAGACCAAUGACAACUCCAUUAUGAACAGGUUAAAGUCAACUUAUAGUCGGACCCAAAGUAAAAGAAGGCCUAGUAGUGAAUCAACAGAUAAGGACAAGAUCAGUAGUCCUUCCAUGAUGAACAGAUUGAAGUCAACUUACAGUCGAGUUGCUAGUGUAAAGAAGCCCCAAACUGCAUUUGGCGAAGAAAAUGCUACUACGAUGUUACAGGCAUUACCCCUUAGGCUGAGCAGUCACCAGAUUGCCCUUUUGCUAUCAUCAAUCUGGGCACAGUCCCUCUCUCCUCAGAAUGUGCCUGAAAAUUUUCAAGCAAUUGCCCAUACUUACAGCCUUGUCUUGCUAGUUGCUCGGAACAAGAACUCCUCUAAUGAGGCUCUGAUUCAAAGUUUCCAGUUGGCGUUUACCUUGAGGAGCAUUUCUCUUGCUGAAAAGGUUCAGCUGCCGCCUUCACGCCGCAGAUCUCUCUUCACAUUGGCAACAUGCAUGAUUGUUUUCAUAGCCAAGGCCUACAACGUGCUCUCUCUCAUUCCUAUUGCUAAAAUGGCACUUUCAGAUGAAACAGUUGAUCCAUUUCUACAAAUUUUUGACGAUAACAAAUUGCAAGUUGUGAUGGAUACAAUAAGACAUCCGAGUAAACCUUAUGGAUCAAAGGAGGAUGAUGUAGAUGCUUUAAAGUCACUUUCAGCAAUAAAACUGACUGAGAGCCAGUCUAAAGAAUCAUUUGCUACCAUGAUAGUGCAGAAUGUGGAAAAAUCAACAGAUGAACCAUCCAACUUAAAAGAAAAACUGCUUCGUAAAUUUUCACCUGAUAAUGCAUGUCCAAUGGGAGCUCAGCUAUCCACCGAAUCACCAGGAGGCAUCUACCAAUCUGGAUUGAAAGAUGAUAAAUCAUCCGAUAUGGUUGAUGCACCAUUGUUUACACUUGAUGAUGACGUCUCAUCCCGAGAAUUGGAAAGCACAGCUGGCGCUGUUGUGCAGCUGCCUUCAGAAAGUCCUAUUCUGCUUAGUGUUGAUGACAUUUUGGGUUCGGUUAUGGAAACAACAAAUCAAGUUGGAAGGGUUUCAGUUUCACCUCCAUUUGACAAGCCUUAUAAAGAAAUGGCUCUGCAUUGUGAGGCCCUCCUCAUGGGAAAGCAGCAGAUGAUUUCCACUUUCAUGUUUCCUCUGCCAGUGCAAGGAAAUCCAUUUACUAUUUCUGCUGAAGAUUACAACCAGGGCAAGGGGGAGGUGCCUUCACAAUCCACUGUUCAGCAAAGUCUCCCUAUACUGCAGACAGGAAAUCCAUUCCUGGAGCCAAACAUUGUCCCCAUGUCUGGCGCGACACCGACUCAAGUGCUUUGUGCGGCAGCAUACCAGUACCAGACCUUUCAAUUACCAGCAUCUAGCCCAUAUGAUAACUUCUUGAAGGCUGCUGGUUGUUGAUUUCUGAUCAUAAAGAUGGGUCAUACUCAGAUUGUUGUAGUUAUCAUAGGAGCAAGAUCCUCAUUAGCUUCUUUUUCUUGAGCUCAAAUUGACAACAAGCAUUUCAGUUAGAUUCGGUGAUUGGUUGGUGUUUUUGUGGCAGCCUUGACCAAUCAGAUUGUAUGAUGAGUCAUAAUUCUUCUUCAAUGAUUUGCUUUCAGCAAGGAGGCGUAUCUUCUAUUGACUUCCUUGCUCUUACUUAGAGCUGGUUUUAUGUGCAUAGCUUACCCCAACUCCCCAACCAAGUGGGUUGUACAUGCCUUUUUUUUUUUCCCCCUCCCUUCCUAUUCCCUCUUGCCUCUAGCC